This is a messenger RNA of Ectocarpus sp. CCAP 1310/34, 645 nucleotides long. NCBI's taxonomy places the organism in Eukaryota, Phaeophyceae, Ectocarpales, Ectocarpaceae. The record is from the annotation of a GenBank genome assembly.
AUGUAUACCGAGGCGGAUCUUCUGUACCUUCAAGCUGUCGGGAUUGAAGAAACCAUCGUUUGGUACUGGCCACCCAGCUCUAGCCACACGCCUCACCAACCCGGCAAGUACGACGAGGCCAAGUCUCUGUGCGUUCGGUCGCUGGCUAUGUAUGAGAAGGUGUACGGUCCUGACCACCCGGCCGUCGCUACUGGCCUCAACAACUGGGCAGGGGUAUUGAAGAGGCAGGAGCACUGCGUUGUGGCCCAGUCGCUCAAAAUGAAUGGGCAGAGCCUCUUCGCACAAGCAUCUCAAGAAGCGUCUCACUUUUCCUUUCCGGUCAUAUUCCGGGGCAAGUACAAGGAGGCUACGGAUCUGUGCGUUCGGUCGCUGGCUAUCCUUGAGAAAGGUGUAGGUCCCGACCAUUCGGACGUCGUUGUAGGCCUCAACAACUGGGCGGGGCUGUUGAAGUGUCAGGGCAAGUAUGAACUGGCAGCGCCUCUGCACAUUCGGUCGCUGGCUAUCCGUGAAAAGGGUUGCGGUCCUGACCACCCGGCCGUCGCUACAGGCGUCAACAACCGGGCUGGGCUAUUAGAGAGUCAAGUGAGCGCCAUCAGAUUUUCCGAAUUUUCCAACAGUUUUGUUCGGAUCUUUUUGGUUAGUUGA